CGACCACUCCACGCCAUAAUCUCUCUCUCCCUCUCUCUCUCUCUCUAAAAGCAACACCCUCUCUUGGCCGUCCUCCUCGUUGCCACACCAAGAUUGAUCCACCGUCUCCUUGGCCUCUGCGAGCACAAGCGCCCUCCCGUGUCAUCCGGAGAAGGAAACCAAGUCCCAAGAAAAAAAAAUCAAUGGAGACGAUGGUUAAUGCGAGAGAUGACCACCACCACCUCGGGCUCAGCCUCAGCCUCAGCAUCGCCACAGCGGCUCCGGUCGAGCGGUCGGCGCCGCCGCAGCAACAGCGAGCUUUCAACGGCGUGCCCGUUUCCUCCCUCCCCACGCCGUCGCCGCAGCAACCGCAGUGCUGGAACGGCGUCCGCGCCAGUCAUUUUUUCGUGCCCUCCUCCGGGAUGGAUCGAUAUUUAGAGAGGAAGCAGCCGGCGGCGUGCCACAACCACGAGAUGCCGUUCCUGCGGGGGAUCGACGUGAACCGGGCGCCGGCCGGGGAGAGACGGAGGGGAUGCUGCAGCGAGGACGAGGACCCCGGCGCGUCGUCGCCCAACAGCACGCUGUCCAGCCUCAGCGGGAAGCGUGGCGCGCCAGCGACGAGCGGUGGCGCUGCGGAGCAGGAGCGCGACCACACCCCGAGAGCCGGCGUCGGUAGCGACGACGAGGACUCCGGCGGCGGGUCGCGCAAGAAGCUCCGGCUGUCCAAGGACCAGGCCGCCGUCCUCGAGGAGAGCUUCAAGGAGCACAACACCCUCAACCCCAAGCAGAAGGCGGCGCUGGCGAAGCAGUUGAACCUGAGGCCACGUCAGGUCGAGGUCUGGUUUCAGAACCGCAGAGCCAGGACGAAACUGAAGCAGACGGAGGUGGACUGCGAGUUCCUGAAGCGCUGCUGUGAGACGCUGACGGAGGAGAACCGGCGCCUGCAGCGGGAGGUGGCGGAGCUGCGCGCCCUCAAGCUCGUCGCGCCGCGCCACCACGCGCGCGUGCCGCCGCCCACCACGCUCACCAUGUGCCCUUCCUGCGAGCGCCUCGCCUCCGCCGACAAGACUGGCCGCGUGGCCCAGCCCGCGCCCAUCGGACCAUGGGGGCCCGUCCCCGUGCGGCCCGUGUUCGUCGACGGCCCGGCCCGGAGGUCUUGACUUGGACCGACGCCCCCCGGUGGUGGUGCUUAGUAACACUAGAACAGCCAUGGCUGGGACAGUGGUUUGGUUAGUCACUAAUAUGGCAUGAGAUGUAGUAGGCAUUAAUGAGGGUUUGUUUUUUCUUCUCUUUUGUUUAUACAAGCAGUUUAGGCUCUUUUUGUUUUUAUCGUGGAUUAUCGCAAUCUGGAUUCUAAAGAAAAGUCUCUCCCUAUUA
Phragmites australis (common reed) is the source of this 1356-nucleotide messenger RNA. Its product is annotated as homeobox-leucine zipper protein HOX1-like. Gene Ontology annotation, biological process: regulation of DNA-templated transcription. Gene Ontology annotation, molecular function: sequence-specific DNA binding; DNA-binding transcription factor activity, RNA polymerase II-specific. The transcript has 4 exons. NCBI's taxonomy places the organism in Eukaryota, Viridiplantae, Streptophyta, Magnoliopsida, Poales, Poaceae. Gene Ontology annotation, cellular component: nucleus. Bases 183 to 1139 code for a protein of 318 amino acids. The record is from RefSeq and is a predicted model, not a curated record.